CAAAUGACAAUGACUGAAUCUGACUGAUUUUUCGACAGUACAAAACAGUAUAAAUGUGCACUAGCAUAUAGAAUGUCGUUAUUAGAUGCGUACAUAUCAAUCAUGUUAUAUUAAUGGCUUUAAUAAAUCAUUUAAAAUUUAUUGGCUUUUUAAAACUUUUAUAUACAUAGGGCUUUCCUUUAGUCUAUUGGUUACUGUAUGUGUCUCUCAGUGAUGGCGAUCCCGCACGAUGAUGUCACUGUCGUCUUGCGCCAUUUUAGGUAGAAUAAAGAAAUAGUACAGACGGCGGACGCGUUUUAGCUCACGACAAGGGCAGAAAGGUACCAUCUUUGUAGAAGUAGAAUUAGGGGUACAGGUUUAUCCAGUUAGAACAUGUCCUUGGAAAACCAGGAGUCUGAGGCUCAGCUGGAGUCCGAAGAGGAAAAACAGGAUUCCCAGGAAAAGAACUCCAACCCAGUGAAAGCAGAGGAGGCCAAGCUAAAAGCCAAGUACCCCAACCUGGGGCAGAAGCCGGGGGGGUCUGACUUCUUGAUGAAGAGACUACAAAAGGGUCAAAAGUACUUCGACUCGGGCGACUACAACAUGGCCAAGGCGAAGAUGAAGAACAAGCAGCUGCCCGCCACUGGGCCAGACAAAAACUUGGUGACAGGGGAUCACAUUCCCACACCGCAAGACCUGCCCCAGAGGAAAUCGUCACUGGUGACCAGCAAGCUGGCAGGCUAGCACAUCACACACGUCUCUUCUGUCAGGCUGCUCUUGCUGCGAUCAUCUGGAAAAGUCAGUACAUUUGAUUUUGGGGUGGGAGGAGGCUUUAGGAAACCUUUUCCCCAUGCAUACAGUGCAGUCUAACAUCCUUUGCUUUGCAACGUUACUUCCAUCUGUUUGGAAAGGCUUGAAACAUCAAAAGAAAUGGAGUAGAGUCCAAAUAAAUAGACCUUGUUUUUUCCCCCUACACAUCUGUAUUAGGAAUGAUCAAAAUGUGUUACUGAAGUCUUGUUGUAAGGGCAUUGAUGCUUUUAAAAUAGUACUCGUACAUGAACACGUAAACAUAUCAAUGUAAACCCAGAUAAGUUCAAGUGGAACAGCUGCAGUCAGCAGAAAUACAAAGUCAUGUUGCUUUGUGAAUCAAGUUCACUGCUGCCAAAAUUGCAAAUUAUUGAUGAGAUGUAUACUCCCUAAAGAGAGAUUUCACAAGACGUGGAGAUGCUUUUUCAAGCUUCUACAUGUUGUCAAAUACAUGUGCUGCCUUGUAUGUAUAUCUGCCUUCCUCCUAUGUGAGAGAAAUCUGUAACUUUACUCGAACUUGGAUCAGGACUUGAAUCCUUCUUAGCACACAUUUAAUAUUUGAUUGCGUACCUGUUUCAGUUAUUUCCUUCAAAACUGAUGAAUGUGGCAAGCAGCAACAACAUAUUAGCUUAGGUUAGGUAGAUUAUUUCUGAAUGCUACUGUGUAAAUCUCAUUAAAUGGGAACUAAUUCUAGGGUAUGGUGGGGUAAUUAGCUACCUAAAUAUUGUGACCAAGUGUGGCUGAAGCAAAGGGUAUAUAACCAAAGAUGGCGUUUCAGAUUUUAUUUAGUCUCAUUUCAAUAAAAUAUUCAAAACAGCAGCUGCAACAUUAAUAAUUGAUGGGAGACCUAAUUGUAUCAGAAUAAGUGCCCUAUAUGUUGCUAUAUAUUUUAUGUAUCAUGCACAGAAAUGGGGCAGUUAAGUCAGUAUAAUGUCCCACUAUAUCUAGGAACGUUCUGUGUUUUUAAUGCAAGCUACACACAAAAGACUUAAGAUUAAAGAUGUCUGGAAUAAUUGAAACGCCUCAGAUAAUUACACUAUGUCAUUAUCAUGGGUUGUGUCGCUUUUGCGUUGGCGCCAGAUUAGAGCGAGUUUUAACGUUAGUUACAUUUUGUACAAGCAUUUAUUUUGAAGACUGAAUGAAAGAAGGGAUUGUAGAAAAUAGUUGGUUUUGUUUAGGAAGGGCGAGGUGGUUCAGCGGCUGUUCAGGUGGUACCAUGCACAGGAGUUCCAUGUCAGUUCACUGUCCAAUUUGCAGAUUCUUCUUACAUGUCUGUGUAAUUCUUCUGAGAACUCAGACCUCCUCUCACUAUCUACAGACAUGCUGUUUAGAUGAACCGAUAACUCUAAAUUACAAUUGAGUUAGAGAAUGUAUGUGUGUGCCCUGUGAUGGGUUAGUUCCCUGACCAGGGUAUACACUGCCUUGCACCCCAUUCAUUAAGGCACAACUCUGGUUGUAAAAGCAGUUACAGGAAAUGGAUUGUAUGACAAAAGGGCGUAUGACGUAUUUGUAUUGGAAGCCAAGGAUGCUAGAGAUUUUGCAUACAAGCACUUUUAUGAUGAAUGUAUUUUGCACUUCUAGUUGUUUCAGGUACAAUCAGGUUCAGGUUCAGUUAUCAAAAGGCAAAGCAUUUCUGAGUUUGGGUAUGUCUGUCCACAGAGGGAACACGGGAACACAGAGAUGUUAAUGUUAGGAGCAUUUAGCAUUUUUAAGGAACAUGUUCUCCUUUAACACCUAAUACAAAACUGAAUCAGAUGAAGGGUUUGAUUCUGUCAUAUUUCACUUUAAUAUCCAAGUUAAGCAUUUAACAGCUUUAAUCAAUACAUGGUUGGCCUUGUAUAGGUUUACUCAUUGGGGGUUUGAGUUUUUUUUUUGGGGGGGGGGGUGCUGGUCCAAGGGCUUGAAAAUCACAAUCAAUCCCUUUUAUUUACCAUUAUUUAGUUCAGUAUAUAAUCCCACAAUGCCUUCCAAAACUUUAUACUCAUCUGAGCCAAAAACCUAAGCCCGAGCUGAACAAAUCUUUAUUUAAAAAAAAAAAAAAAGCCUUUACACUACAUUCAUUAUUUGUUUAUAACCGUAGACUUAUCUGCAGGGUGGGCUUUUAGCAAUCUUAUUUACAUAUUCCUGGGAGACUUAAGAGGGCAAAGCAUUUGCAUGCAUUUUGCAUUAUCAUUAAGUUUUCCAAAGGAUCUAAUUUUCUGUGAGUUCAGUUUUUGUGAAAAUCACAUUGAAAUGCACUGUGUUUCAGAAAUGGAGAAUGUCAACUAUUUGAUCUAGAUUACAGGCUAAAAAGUUUUAUCAGGUGGGACUAGAAACGAGGUGAACUAGCUGUAGAAUAGCCUAUAAUUAUUUUACCAAUUCAUUAAGUCAUGUUAAUGAUUUUGUUGGUGAUGAUUAUAAAGGCUUUGCUUAUUUUGAAUAUUUGUCAUCUCAGUUUAUUUGGUGCUGCAGGACCAACAAUAGGAGUUAAGUGAUUUAAGUGUUGGUGGUGAGAAAUUCUCAUAAAUUGACAUUAAAAACAAUUACAAUGAGAAAAUGUGUGUAUGCACGCGUGUGCACGCUUAUGCAAGUUUGUUAGUACAUAUUUUUAGUUCUCAGGGUGAGAAAACAAUCUUUAUUUUGUACAGUGUCACAGGAUGUUAGUAUCAUGCUGUAAAUAGAAAUCCCAGUUUGGUUUUGUAUUGGUUUGUUUCCAUAUGAUAGCUAUAAAUCCUCUAUAAACAUUACACCCUUGUAAUUGUAUCUUAUCCCUUAAUAUUUCUAUUAUUUCCUGCAUUGCUUGUUUUUAUGUUUUGUUGCACCCAUUUUUCUUGCUAUAGUAGCAUGUCAUGCUGUAAGAAACUCUCCUGUUCUCUCAUGCAUAUUUAUAUAUAUACAUACAUGCACAGCAUUGCAAAUCACGUCUGUGUACGUUACCCUGCUGCUGAUUAACGUCUUUACAUUUAAACACUCCUUCACAGAGCAUCUGUAUAAAUGCUAGAUUUAUAAUUUAGGCUUCAAUCGACACAAGUGGUACCCAUCCUUCUUGCUUAUACAGGGUUUUUUUUUUUUUUUAAGAAUGAUAUGGUGAAAAGCUUUAAAAACAGGCAUUCUGGGUGAGUCUAUUCAUGUCUAAGUCCUUUUAAAGCUAGCAAUUACAAAUGACUAAAAAUGAUUGUUCUUAGUGUGGACUCACUGAUAUUUUUAGUCAUUUCUUUUUCAUUGUAACAUGCAAGAUUCCCCAUAUAGAAUAAACUAAAAAAAAAUAGACACAUAUGAAGCAGUAUCCCCAAAGACAAAUGAAAUUAUGACAUCAUUUAGUGGCAGUAAAUAAUUGUUUUUUUUCUUCAGUUAUUGAUCCUGGAACAGAAAUGUAACACAAUUACCCUUUUCAGAAAUUUGUAUUAUCUGAUAUUUUUAUAACCGAUGGAUCUUUGGAUUGUAACAACAAUCCAAAAAUAUGGAAGCUAUGAUAAAUCUGGUGGGUGAUAUCACAUUUUCUGCAAAAAGAAUGACACUGUUUACUUCAUUCUUAGGACUAAUUAAUAUAAGACUGAAAAAAGUCAGUUGGCAAUUGAUCUUGACAAAUUAGAAGCUGUCUGAAUGUUAUGAGGUAAAAACAAAGUGCUAUGAUCUGUGAGUACUAAUGGCAUGUGAUUACUUUGAUUAGUGGUAUAUUUUUCUCUGUUUGCAAAGAGGUUUUAGGAUAUGUUAUGCUGCGAAAGACUCUUCAGGACCACUGUGUAGCUUUUUUUGUAAAGUGUUUGCAUUGGAAUUUACAAGACAUCAUAAUAUAACAACAACCAUGUAGUCUUGAAUCCCCCUCCUCGACCAGAGUCUAUUUCUGACGAGGCUGUUUUUUUUUAUAUAUUUCAUUUCUUGGCAACACUAAUGUCACCCUUUGAACAGGGGAGCAUUUUGCUAUUAUGUCUGUAUCCCCCACAACGUAACAGUUAACAGUUUCAAUUUAUGAAUCAAACACUGAGAUAAAUUCGAAAAUGAACAAUUGCAUUUCAGUUAAAUCUGUAUAAAUGUACAAAAGAUUGUUUUAGUGGUGUGUGAAAAGUGCUGAAAUUUUUGUCAGUAUUUGAAAUAAAAUUUUACAUAAAUUGGA
Molecule: messenger RNA, 4879 nt
Organism: Paramormyrops kingsleyae
Lineage: Eukaryota; Metazoa; Chordata; Actinopteri; Osteoglossiformes; Mormyridae
Gene: ensab
Product: endosulfine alpha b
Cellular component (GO): cytoplasm
Molecular function (GO): protein phosphatase inhibitor activity
Source: RefSeq, a predicted model, not a curated record